ACAACAUCUCUUGAUCACCAGCGUCGACGAGCAAAGUUCAAUAUGUCGGCAGCUGUAAUGACUCCACCGCAGAAUGACUCUGGCCUACAUAUCUACCAAGAGGAAACGGUCUCGUUCAACCUCUGAAAACCGCGACGACGAACCGCCAUCAGCUCGGCGAAGGUCAAAUUCUCCUCCACCUCCACGGUCAAGACUGGACCUUCCUAGAGUCAGCGAUGUUGACCCUGUCCGCCGGGCUGAACGUGAACGCCAGUUAGCUGUUCGUGUUGCUGCCAUGGAAUUGGAAAAGGCGGAGAAGGCAAAAGACAACCGGAACGAAAAAGAGUUUGAUGCCAAGGCCGAGUUUGCAAAGCUUGUUGGAUCUCGCUCGGGAGGAGUGUAUCUGCCUCCCGCACGGCUUCGCGCACUGCAGGAAGCCGCUUCGAGCGACAAGGCCAGUCCAGAGUAUCAACGACUUUCAUGGGAUGCCCUUCGAAAAUCAAUCACUGGUAUUGUCAAUCGUGUCAACAUCGUCAAUAUCAAGGAGGUUGUGCCGGAGAUGUUCGCGGAGAACCUCAUCCGUGGUCGUGGGUUGUUCGCAAGGAGCAUCAUGAAGGCCCAAGCUGCCAGUUUACCCUUUACGCCAGUGUUCGCUGCACUCGUGGCAAUCAUCAAUACAAAGCUUCCUCAAGUAGGAGAAUUACUCCUCACUAGGCUUAUAAGCCAAUUCCGCCGCGCCUUCAAAAGGAAUGACAAGAUCGUUUGCCACUCUACCACGACGUUCAUUGCACAUCUCGUGAACCAGGCCGUUGCUCAUGAAAUCAUUGCUCUCCAAAUCAUCGUUCUUCUUGUCGAACGACCCACCGAUGAUUCGAUUGAAAUUGCCGUUGGUUUCAUGCGUGAAGUUGGUGCAUUCCUCGCAGAAAAUUCUCCAAAAGCCAAUGCCACCGUAUUUGAGCGAUUCCGUGCAGUGCUCAACGAAGGCAACAUCAGUCAACGUGUGCAAUACAUGAUCGAAGUAUUAAUGCAGGUCAGAAAGGACAAGUACAAAGAUAAUCCUAUCCUCCCUGAGGGCUUGGAUUUGGUUGAAGAAGACGAGCAAAUCACUCACGAGAUACAGUUGGAGCAAGACUUGCAAGUCCAGGAGGGCCUAAAUAUCUUCAAGUUUGAUCCUGACUAUCUCAAAAAUGAGGAACGGUAUAAAGAGAUCAAAGCCGAAAUUCUGGGAGAAGAUGAUGAAGAGUCUGGGUCAGAUGAGUCUAGCGAUGAAUCAGACGAUGAGGAAGUUGCUGAGACCAAGGAAGGCAUUGAAGAUCGCACGGAAACAAAUUUGGUAAAUCUUCGCCGGACAAUAUACCUGACGAUCAUGAAUGCCCUGGUAUACGAAGAAGCUGUCCACAAACUGUUGAAGAUACAGCUCGAGGAGGGUCAAGAGAUUGAAUUGAUCAACAUGAUCAUCGAGUGUUGCUCUCAAGAAAGGUCGUAUUCGGCGUUUUAUGGACACGUUGGUGAACGGUUCAGCAAGCUUAACCGCGUUUGGACCGAUUGCCUGGAGACUGCAUUUAGAAAUUACUACAGCACGAUUCAUCGCUACGAAACAAACCGCCUGCGUAACAUUGCCCGAUUCUUUGGGCAUCUUUUGGCCACCGAUUCUAUUUCUUGGGCAGUUCUCGAGUGUGUCAAGAUGAACGAAGAUGAUACGACGUCGAGUUCUCGUAUCUUUGUUAAGAUAUUGAUGAACGAGAUGAUGGAGAGCAUGGGACUGAAAGCGCUGGCCGAACGGUUCAAGGAUCCCGAGGUGAAGCAUGCUUGCCAGGGGAUGUUCCCUGUUGAUGUACCCAAAAACACUCGGUUCGCUAUCAACUAUUUCACCAGUAUUGGUCUUGGAAUCGUCACCGAGGAUAUGAGAGAGUACUUGAAGAAUGCACCCAAGCUCAUCAUGGAACAACGUCGGGCCAUGCUCGAAGCGGAAUCCUCGGAUUCGGAUUCGUCCGACUCAGACUCAGAUUCUUCGGACAGCUCAUCCGAUGAUUCGUCGAGUGAUUCAUCGAGUUCCGUGGAUUCUCGAAGGAAUGAUCGUCGGCGUCGGCGUAGUUCUACACCUCCUCCUCGUCGUAGACGUUCCACUUCUGAAGAUUCAAGAACGCCGCCGCCGCGUCGGAGACGUGACAUCUCGCCGUCUCCUCGUCGUGCACGUUCCCCUCUAUCCCCCCCUCCUUCGCCGAUCUGAUGGAUACAGACGGGGCGCGUCUCCAGAUAGUCGCCGUCGUCCAUCUCCUUCACCCCCUCCUCGAUCUCGAUACAGGUCACGUUCCCGUUCCCCGCAACGAGACUCGAGGCGUAUGUCUGUAUCUCCGCCACCGAAACGCAGUAGUUACGGACGGCGAGAGACAGAAGGGCGGAGGAGGAGCUCUCUAUCCCCCCCACCAGGGCGGAUGCCUCCUGCGGAUAGCCGCGAUCAGUAUCAACGACGGCGAUACUAGUUUCUCCGUAUUGCAUUUCGUUCGUCCGUGUUUGAAGCAUACCAAUAGUUCCAUUGC
Molecule: messenger RNA, 2519 nt
Organism: Desarmillaria tabescens
Lineage: Eukaryota; Fungi; Basidiomycota; Agaricomycetes; Agaricales; Physalacriaceae
Product: MIF4G-domain-containing protein
Exons: 7
Coding region: 74-2209 (711 amino acids)
Biological process (GO): mRNA splicing, via spliceosome
Cellular component (GO): catalytic step 2 spliceosome
Molecular function (GO): RNA binding; protein binding
Source: RefSeq, a predicted model, not a curated record